AUGAUUGAGGAAUUAAUUAGUAGAGGACAGCAGGUUGAUGCAGUCCAUUUUACCUUUGAGGUUGGGCUUGUGGAUAAGUUUCCUCCUGUGCCACUACUGAAGGCUUUUCUGAAGGAUGCAAAAAAGGCUGCAGCUUCUAUCUUGGAGGAUCCUAACAAUUCUGGCCGAGCUUUGCAUCUAGCUGCACGCAAGGAGCAGUCAGCACUUCGGGCUGUGAUCAAGUGCAUUGAAGAAUACAAACUUGAGGGUGAGUUCCCUUCAGAUGAUCUCAAGAAGCGCCUUGAACAAUUAGAGAAGGCAAAGAGCGAGAAGAAAAGGACAUCCCCUGUUGUCCCUGCCAAUAAACGAACACGAGCAAGCAAUGGCGGUCCAAUGCCACCUGCCAAGGCUGGCCGAUCCACUAAUGCAUCCUAUGCCGGAGUCCCACCAUACCCUGCUGCCCCAGCGAUGUAUGGAAGCAGGAGCCCUCCAUAUGCUUACUCACCUGAAUCAGCCCCUCCUCUUGCCGGGUCAUAUCCAGUGAACUAUUCCCCAUAUGGUGGCUAUGGCAAUGGUGUUACACCAGGUUAUCAGCACGCCUAUUACCGCUAG
Molecule: messenger RNA, 591 nt
Organism: Thlaspi arvense
Lineage: Eukaryota; Viridiplantae; Streptophyta; Magnoliopsida; Brassicales; Brassicaceae
Source: the annotation of a GenBank genome assembly